Messenger RNA from Procambarus clarkii (red swamp crayfish), 747 nucleotides. RefSeq names its product mitochondrial ribosomal protein S24 (gene mRpS24). The record is from RefSeq and is a predicted model, not a curated record. NCBI's taxonomy places the organism in Eukaryota, Metazoa, Arthropoda, Malacostraca, Decapoda, Cambaridae. Gene Ontology annotation, cellular component: mitochondrion. Gene Ontology annotation, biological process: translation.
CGGAAACCUUGUAACGGAGACACUGGCGAUCAGCUGACGGGAUCAACACAAGACAUUGCCUGAACAACACCACCGUUCUUCCAGUCAUCACAGAGAGAAACCUUAACGCAAACUGCACGUAUCAUAAGGAAGAUGGCAAUGCUGCAAAGACACAUUUCUUAUGGCUGGAAGGCAUGCAACAGUCUAAGCUUGAGGCAUUCUGAUCUCACUGGUGGAAUACUUCGUGGUCUUCACACAACACAAGCGGUGCAGAAGGUGCAGUCUGGUCGCUACAAGGUCACCAGAAAUAGGUCAAAACCUCUGACCUAUGAAAUGGCCAAUCAACCCUGUCAGAUUGCACAUAGAAAAUCUUGGAAUAGCUGGAAUACAACAAGUUUGUAUGAAGGGAUGCGUGAGCCGGAAACGGUUGUUGAAGAUAUCUUCAUCCGGAAGUUCAUGACAGGAACGUGGCACAACUUGUUCGUGUCAGAAGUUAUCAUCAAAAGACAACACAAUAUGAUUCGUAUUGCAGGAAUUGUUCAGCAGAAAAUAGUUGCUCGCAAGAUGUAUUUCCUGAUUGGUUACUGUGAGGAGCUUCUCUCAUAUUGGCUGAAGUGCCCCGUUAGGUUAGAACUACAAACUGUACCUGAUAAAAAAGACGUGGUGUACAAAUAUAUUUAACUUGUGUAUGUCUUGUGAUACCUUGCAUGAUGUCACAGAAAUCUUUGUAAAGUUUGUUUGUGAGAGUAAAUAAAUAUAUGAAUUUUA